AUGUUUGAUUGCUUUACCGAAGAAAGUGCUCUCUAUACAGAUGAACCUAAAAAAGUUGAGGCGGAAGGUCGUUUAGAAACAGUCCAAAAUGCAAACAUGCCUAGUACACAUUCCCCUGAAGUUAUAGGCGUAGGUCCUUCAUUCGAAUCAUGCGGAUUUGAUGUCUUACCACCUUGCAAUGUUAACGAAUCGGUUUCCUGUAAUUUUGUUACAAUGGAGAACCCUCCUGCUUCUAAUGGUGUUGAGACCCUGCCAAUUAUGGAUUGCUUUGCAGAAGAAAGCAUGUUUCUUGUGAAUGAUAAUGGCAAAAAUGAGGAACUUAAUAAUCUCGAACAUUUGGGCAAUGCUACACCUCAUUUCAAUACAAGCAACAUAUAUGAAGAUCUAGGAGACUUGGAAAACUUGGGUAGAGUUGGUGAAGUCGGAUAUAAUUUCUGCAGUGAGCCUGAUUCUAGGAGCCAUUUUCUGGAGCUAUAUGAUCUCGACCAACCUCAGCAUCCUAAUCUCUUCUUUUAG
Prunus armeniaca (apricot) is the source of this 516-nucleotide messenger RNA. NCBI's taxonomy places the organism in Eukaryota, Viridiplantae, Streptophyta, Magnoliopsida, Rosales, Rosaceae. The record is from the annotation of a GenBank genome assembly.